Molecule: messenger RNA, 1632 nt
Organism: Brettanomyces bruxellensis
Lineage: Eukaryota; Fungi; Ascomycota; Pichiomycetes; Pichiales; Pichiaceae
Exons: 1
Coding region: 1-1632 (543 amino acids)
Source: RefSeq, a predicted model, not a curated record
AUGGACAAUCCUCUAUUACAAGAUACACAAACAAGCAAUGAAGUCUGGAAGCUACUCCAACAGAUUUACUCACAGAUCAAAUCUGUAACAGGAGACACAGAAGUCUCAUCCGGUAACAUUUUUUUGGACUCACAAAGAUUAGAUGAUGUAUUUAAAGAGAAUAUUCAAUUAAAAAUUAGAAUUAAGGAAAUCGAGGCUGAAAACAGAGACUUAAGAGUGGAAAACGAGGUUUUGAAAGCAGCACAAACCCCAAGUGAGCGAAGAUCAUUAUUUCAAGGAGCCACUGAUAGAGUGACUGCAACAUGCAAAACAAGUACAGCGAUCGAACAAGCAGACGAAAAUGACAUGGUGGACGAGCCGCUACCAAAGCGAAGGGAUUCUUUGAAAAAACAAAUGGAUACAAAUGAUGACACUGUUGUUUCAACAGAUGACAUUUACAAAUCACAACGUAGUCCGGAAAUAGGACCUUUAGGACUUGACAAAUUCGCAGUUUCAGAAGAGCAAAUAGAACCGCUCAAUAAUAUGAACAAAUUGGAACGGGAUAUAUCUUCAUCACAGCUUUCAGUUCAAACUUCAUCUUCACCUACGAUCACAUCUUCCUCACCAAUCAGGCAUAGAGGCAUGAAAUUGAAUGAAUUAGAUUUUGGUGAUGCCUACAUCUCCAAGGUUAUAAGUGGAGAGUGCAGAAUAUCACAAUUACCCGAUCACGACAGUUAUACUUGCGGCAAUGAAUCACAGAUAUUAAUUCCAGACUCACAAAAUGAGAAUGAAAGUGAGGAAACAAGCACGUUUGUGUCGCCGAAUUUCAAAAAAGAACCACUGAAGGAGGUAGAACUUAAUAAGCGAGUACGUGCACCUGAUGAAUGUGGUUUAAUUAUGAAAGGGCAUCUCGACUUUACAAAAAACCCGAUUACAAACUCACCAUGGUGGCCAGAAGACUUCAAAGUCAACCCAAGCGUCAACUUUGGCAAGACCAGUCCAUUCAAAAUGAGAAAGCUUGAUCCUGCACUGAUUCAUCCCGCAUUACGUAUUCAGUAUCGUUUUCAAAGAAAGCAUAUACAGAAUGAGGCAUUAAAGGCUUUUGACAAGCUUGCAGGACCCGUUGAGGAUGACGAAGGGAACUCUGUUACCAAAGACGAAAAUAAACCUUUGUUAAAAACUCCAAGGCAAGCUCUCGAGGAUCCACAGAUUGACCCAGUAUUUAAGUUCGAACUGAAUAGAACUAACUACAUGCAUAAUAGAGCUGCUCUUGGGAGUAUUAAUUCAAACAAAAUUAAACUUUGGUUGGAUAUGACUGACUCACCACCUGGUGAGGGCAGAUCAUCAUUCCCCAAUACGCAAGAGUUGAAAGAGGACAGGAAGAAAGCAGUGAGCCGCGCUAGGCUUAUUGGUUUACAACGCCUUUUUCAGGCGAUUUAUAUGGUGGAGCCGAUUCACCAGGCUGGCAAUAAUUUGACGGAAAAUAAGGAGAAUAUAAUAGAUGAGAAGAAUCAUAGAUUGGGUAAGCGUCAAGUAAAAUAUGCACAGGUUGGCAAAUUUCUUUUCAGAGUGGAUUCCUUGAACCGGGCGGUGCAGGAAGACAAUUUUACCAUCGAUAAGCACAUUUUUGAUGAUCCAAGGAGCAUUCAGUAA